This is a messenger RNA of Rhododendron vialii, 1432 nucleotides long. RefSeq lists its product as uncharacterized. The record is from RefSeq and is a predicted model, not a curated record. Gene Ontology annotation, molecular function: RNA binding. NCBI's taxonomy places the organism in Eukaryota, Viridiplantae, Streptophyta, Magnoliopsida, Ericales, Ericaceae. Gene Ontology annotation, biological process: tRNA modification. The transcript is spliced from 7 exons. The coding region runs from base 103 to 1272 and encodes 389 amino acids.
AAAAAAAAAACCACCCUUCGGUCCCUGGAAGAUCCUCUUCAAUCUUCCCCGCCUUCACUCUCUUCUCCAAAAGUCAUCAACCAGGAGACAGGGAACCCUAAAAUGGCCUCCGAGAACAAAUCCAAGUCCAGGAAUGGUAGCAGCAGCAGCAACAACAACAACAAUAACAACAAGAAGAGGAAGAACAGAUAUCUCCCCCAAAACAGACCUGUGAAGAAGGGUGGGUACCCAUUACGCCCGGGAGUGCAGGGAUUCUUCAUCACUUGCGAUGGUGGGAGGGAACGCCAAGCCUCUCAUGAAGCCAUUGACGUUAUUGACUCUUUCUAUGAAGAACUGAUUCAUGGGAAGGCUUCAGGUGUAAAAUGUGGACAGUUAGCCAAUAAAUCUCUGAAUAAAAAGACUAAAUUCACGUAUUCAGAUUCUUCUAGUAGUGACAAUGACGACGACGAUGCUGGCAAUGAUAAUGAUAGUGAAACUGAUGAUCAGAAGGACAAGGAAGAUGAGAAAGAUAAACCAGAAUCUCAUGAAGAUGGUGAUGCAAAUCUUGAAAGUUCCAUAAAUGCAGACUCAAAUCCUCAUAAACUGGAAAAAAAUAAAGACGAUAGUAAAGAGGAUGCUACUUGUGAUGAAAGUCAAACAGUGGAAGGUGAUGUUCUGCCAGCUAAGAGACAAUGCGUAGAACCGACUGCAUCUGGAUGUGGAGAUGUCACAAGUAACAAAAAGGAGGAGAUGUCCGUGGACAGAUUAAUUGAAGCAGAACUUGAAGAGUUGGGAGACAGAAACAAGAGGCGUUUUAACAACCUUGAUUCAGGUUGUAAUGGGGUCGUCUUUCUUCAAAUGAGAAAGAGAGACAAGGACCCAAGCCCCAAGGAUAUUGUGCAACACAUGAUGUCGUCGGUUUCCUCAACCAGGAAACAUAUGUCAAGGUUCAUGUUAAGAGUGCUACCUGUCGAAGUGACAUGCUAUGCUUCGGAAGAGGAAAUUACUAGAGCAAUCAAACCACUCAUAUCGCAAUAUUUUCCUGUGGAAACUCAAACUGCAAUCAAGUUUGCAGUACUGUAUGAAGCCCGGGCAAAUACUGGAAUAGAUAGAAUGAAAAUCAUCAAUGCAGUUGCAAAAUCUGUUCCUGCACCUCACAAGGUUGAUCUCAACAAUCCAGAUAAGAACAUUGUGGUUCAAAUUGCAAAGACUGUGUGCUUGAUGGGCGUUGUUGAAAAAUACAAGGAACUAGCCAAGUAUAAUCUGAGGCAGCUGACAUCACCCAAACCAUAGUCUCGAUAUACUUUUUUGUGUUGCUUUCUAGUUUUUUUUUUUAAUCAUUAGUUGCUUUCUAGUUUGCUGUGCUACUUAUUGGUAUUUAGAUUUUACUAUUAUCUUGUCGUCUGUGGGGAUUGGUUGAAUUUCCAAUAUGAAUGAAAUAUCUUGGAUUUUA